Molecule: messenger RNA, 1062 nt
Organism: Lodderomyces pseudojiufengensis
Lineage: Eukaryota; Fungi; Ascomycota; Pichiomycetes; Serinales; Debaryomycetaceae
Exons: 1
Coding region: 1-1062 (353 amino acids)
Biological process (GO): acyl-CoA metabolic process; fatty acid catabolic process
Cellular component (GO): peroxisomal matrix
Molecular function (GO): fatty acyl-CoA hydrolase activity
Source: RefSeq, a predicted model, not a curated record
AUGUCGUUAACACCAAUGGAAAGAUUGACCCUGGAAGUAUAUAAUGAUGAAUCAGUUGGUAAAAUGGAAGCAAAAGCUAGAGUUAAAUUUAUAAAAGAAGAAGGCAAUAAAGUAAUAUAUCAAGGAAUAUAUCCAGUUGAACCAUUUAGAGAAGGAGCAAGAGGAACUUAUGGUGGGGAUUUUGUAUCACAAGGAUUAAAUGCAGCAUGGGAAUCUGUUGGUAGAGAUAAUUUUCAACCUCAUUCUUUACAUUCAUAUUUUGUAAAAGCUGGAUCAAUUGAAAGUUUAUUAAGAUGGGAAGUUUUAAAAAUAAGUGAUUCAAGAAAUUUUGCUAAUAGAAUUGCAUUAGCUUAUCAAGAACAUACAAAUAAUUUAGUAUUUACUAUACAAGUAUCAUUUACUAAAGAUAAUGAUUUAAAUAUUAAAGAAGAAGAAUUUCAAAAAUUGGUGGCAAGUGGAGCAGAUAUAAAAAGUGUACCAUUUCAAUUUAAAAGAAGUCCUAAUCAAAAAUAUUUUAAAUAUAAAGAUGAAGUUGAUGAUUUACCAUAUUUUGAACAUACAAAUGGAAAUCUUGCACAUGCCGUACCACCAGAUUUUUUUUCAAAAACUAAAAAUUUUGAUAUAAAUAAAAUUGGAGAUGUUGAAUUAGGAUUAUUUGUUAAAGUUCUUGAUGAUUAUUCAUUAGGUAAAGAUAAAAUAAAACAAUCAUUUUUAGGAUUAGCAUUUGCAUCAGACGCAUUAUGGUUAGCUACUAUAAUAAAAGCAAUAGGAUUACCUUUAUCUAAAAAUGAAUCAGAUUUUUUUAGAGUAAGUUUAGAUCAUAUAUUAUAUUUUCAUGAUUUAAAUUUUGAUUCAAGUAAUUGGUUAUAUUUAGAUUAUAGAUUUGUUUCAAUGGGGAAUAAUAGAAUAUUAGGAAUAGUUAAUUUUUAUACUUUAGAUGGUAAAGCUAUCGCUACUACUGUUCAAGAAGCUUAUGGAUUUAUACCUAAAUAUAUGGUUGAUGAAAGUAAGAAAUUACAUGAAAAAUAUAAUGGUAGUUCGGGAGAAGUUGCAAAAUUAUAA